AUGUUCUUGCAACGAACUGCUAUUGCUGCGGCUCGCCGCGCCGCCGUCGCUCCGGCCAUUGCUCGCGGCUUCACCACCUCUAUUGCUCGCCGUUCUGCUGGUCCUACAACCCCCAGUGAGCAGGCUGCUGCUCUUGCCGGCACUGCCCAGAAGAAGAUUGGAACUUACAAGACCAUCUCCGAGGUCAAGACCGACGAAGAUCUCAUCGGACCCGGUGGCCAGCCCGGCGCCGUCCCUACCGAUCUCGAGCAAGCCACCGGUCUUGAGCGUCUGGAAAUCCUCGGAAAGAUGGAGGGUGUUGACGUUUUCGAUAUGCGACCCCUCGACGCCAGCCGUAAGGGAACCAUGGAGAACCCAAUCCUGGUGCGCUCCGCCGGCGACGAGCAGCUUGCUGGCUGCACCGGCUACCCCGCCGACUCCCACACCGUUGUCUGGCUCGGCCUUUCCAAGGAGCGUCCUCUGGAGCGAUGCCCCGAGUGCGGCGGCGUCUACAAGAUGGACUACAUUGGACCCGAGGACCACCACGAUCACGGACACGGCCACCACGCCCAGGAGAUUGCCGAGCCCAAGACCUUCGCCGACUUCGUCAAGCCCGAGUACCGCUACCAGUAA
Messenger RNA from Trichoderma gamsii, 612 nucleotides. RefSeq names its product cytochrome c oxidase polypeptide IV. Gene Ontology annotation, biological process: mitochondrial electron transport, cytochrome c to oxygen. The coding region runs from base 1 to 612 and encodes 203 amino acids. Lineage: Eukaryota; Fungi; Ascomycota; Sordariomycetes; Hypocreales; Hypocreaceae. The record is from RefSeq and is a predicted model, not a curated record. Gene Ontology annotation, cellular component: mitochondrial envelope. The transcript has 4 exons.